AUUCUCUUUGACUAUUCUUUGGAAUCAUUGGUUAUUUUUUCGUGACGAUUUGACUGAUUGUAUAAUAUAAAUUGGGCGCAGUUUUUAACAAUGUUUGCCAGAACCGCAAGAAACAGUAACGCGUUCAGAUUUAUUCCUAGAUAUUUCAGCGAAGGGUCUGGUCAAGGUUCCUCGCAGUCCCCAGCAUCGGCAUCAGCUGGCAAAGUAAACGAAAAUGUUCCUGGCCUCAGCCAAAACUGUAUUGCUCCAGCAUCUCAACCAGUAGGACCUGGAGUGGACCCUAAAAAGUCGGGGCCAUACAAGGUUCCCGAAUACUACUUGUACAACAACAUGAGCUACUUCGAGGCUGAAAUCGAAAUGUCGAAGUACCGCUGCCCGCAACCGUCUGCUCUCAGAAAGUGAAACCCCGCAACCGUGAUAUGUAAAAUUUCUAGUUUCCUGUUAAUAAAUUAUUGUUUUAGAUAA
Leguminivora glycinivorella is the source of this 465-nucleotide messenger RNA. RefSeq lists its product as uncharacterized. The record is from RefSeq and is a predicted model, not a curated record. NCBI's taxonomy places the organism in Eukaryota, Metazoa, Arthropoda, Insecta, Lepidoptera, Tortricidae. Bases 91 to 402 code for a protein of 103 amino acids. The transcript has a single exon. Gene Ontology annotation, cellular component: mitochondrion.